This is a messenger RNA of Folsomia candida, 785 nucleotides long. RefSeq lists its product as uncharacterized. Lineage: Eukaryota; Metazoa; Arthropoda; Collembola; Entomobryomorpha; Isotomidae. The record is from RefSeq and is a predicted model, not a curated record. Bases 44 to 769 code for a protein of 241 amino acids. The transcript is spliced from 2 exons.
CGACUGUUUCCUAAUUACUCGACAUUCAUAUGAUUCCCCUGGUAUGAAAAUCAGUGGGGAUGCAAACGCUUGCAUCGAGCUACACUCUGCGCCCAGCUGUGGCGGGGAAUUCACCCAAUUUCGGCCUGGAUAUAUCGAACUGAACGCCCUCAAUAAAUGGAGCUUGGGAGACAUAAACGAUGCUGCCACGGCCUUUGCUGUGUCUCGAUGUGGCGCAUUUUGCAAUAAAUCUGUUCCCCUCAUCAAUCCAGAUCCACUUCCGACAGCCCUGGAAAAAAAUAUGGUCACGUUUUAUGACUAUUUCGGAUAUUAUGGUCACCCUACCAAUAUCAACCUGAGUGCUGGAUGCGUCAAGUUGGACGAGACGAAAGCCCAUCGCUCCAUUCGAACUUACGGUCAAUGUGUGGUCCUUUACGCUUUAGAAGGUUGUAAAGUAACCCGGGGAUACCAUGUUUUGCAAACGGGGGGAAAAUCGAGGGAUUAUUAUGUCCAGAAACUUCUCACUGGCACGAGUCCAUAUUACCCGCUAUCUAUCCGGUUAUGUGGAAAAGACGAGGAGGAAGAUCGGGAUGACUGUGAUGCUGGCAGAUUUUGCUUGACUACCUCAAAUCUCUGGGGGAUCAUAUUGUUUUUAUUUGGUGGAAUGGUUUUAAUUUCCCUGUCAGCCUUGGGAGGAGUUCUGAUUUACAAAUUAUUCGAAAAACAUGCACACCGAGGUAAUACGGCAGGGUUGGAUGUUGUCUAUAAAGCUGAGGUCCCUAAUGUUUAAAGAUUAUUGAACAAAA